CCCAGCACCUUUGACCCGACACCAAUGUGCGUCUUGUUUGGAUUUGGAAAUACGGUCAUAUAAAUUCAGUAGUCGGUCCAGCUCAGUCCAGCUCACGAAAGUGUGAACGCAUCUUCAAACACAUUUUUUGAAUGAUCACGUGUGUCAUCUGCCAGCGCGCCAGUGCCGUAGAAAACGGGGCAAGAGUCAUCUUCCGAGCAGUGAAAAAAGUUCAUGGAGUUAAUAAAACCGUGUCGCCGCGUCCGUCAGUUCGCUGCGGCUCCGAUUCCCUGCAGUAGCGAUGCAGUACAGACUUGACUCUUGACAUCGCGGUGCUGCACCCAAAAAGUAUAUCUGACUGGAUAACGCAUGUGAAUACCCAAGUGAAAACUAGGAGGUGACAAAAAAUAAGAUACAUGUAAAGAAAAAAUUGCGCGGAAAAUUCCCCAAUAAACCGAACGAAUAAAAUUUGAUCUCCGGUAUUUCACAUUAGCUUAUCGGAGUGAGUACGAGCGUGUAAUAAAGACGUAACUAAUCGUAAAUAAAUAUACGAAAACCGAUUGUCGCGGCGUUAUUUAUCGCAAAUAGAUAUCCCGCUCCAAGAAUAGAGUAAUCAUCGCUUAUUUUCCUUAUCAUACCCCGCCACUGCGGCGUUUAUGAGUCGAUGAGCUCGCGAAACCCACUAUAUAUAUGUAUAAAUACACAUGAAAUCGUAAUUUUCUUAGUACGCACGUAAUCUUCCGAGCGUAACAGAGAGCAAAGUGAAAAUCGUGAAUGAUCGCAAAAGAGAGAGACGCAUCGCUGGGUUCUGAUAGUCCCGAGUUGGGGAGGAAAGAUUCUUAUCAUUGUUUUUUUCAAGAUAGAAAGAAAGAGAGACAGAGAGUGCGAAUGAGUCGUUCUUCUCUGUUAUGUGGGUCCAUGGGUGCGUGCGCCAAGUGCGCUUGUGCAAUUUAACAGUGUAGAUAAUGUGCUGUAUAGAUAUAUAGUUAUAUGCAAGUGUAUAUUUAACUAAUCGUCGGCGAAGGGGUGAGGGGGUGGGAGAAGAGAGGAAUAGCGAAGAAGCGACGUGACGGUUCUGUGGGUGCGAGGGAGGCGAUAACUCGCGUAAGGCUGUUCCAUCUCAGCCACGCGAAAAUCGUUUGUACAUCGCCCUCCGCAAUUUAAAAAAACAACCUGUGUCAUCGCGUAUUUACUUCAACAAAAUUACGAAACAACGGAGCUAUGAGUGUUUUCGGUGAUUUUCAGCGUGUCUGGGUCGAAAGAUUCCCGGACAGCGCGCUACCGGCUGCGUGGGAAGAGGACGUUCGUGCUAAUCUGGUCAAACACAAGCAAAAGGUUGCCACACUGAGAGAAGAAUUGGAAAAAGAAGAAUUUUAUGUUGAGUAUUUGGAGCGCUUAUUGGCAGAUGUGGAACGACAUAAACAAUUAGCAAACGAUGCUGGAAAUUCACCGAGCGCAGAAACAAAAACUGAUUUAAGAUUACGACAGUGCAACAAAAAAAUAGUCGAAGAGCCGAAGAUCGAAGAUUGUUCACAGACAGGGCCGAAUUGGCAGACAAAAGAUUCACCAAGCGAAGAUCUUUCUUUGCCGGCCAGCAAUACCAUCAGCGACAUUAGCAAAUUGCAAGACAAGUGCGUCUCUGAACUGAGCUGUGCACUCACUUCUUCUCGAAGACCCAAAAGCGAAAUACCUGGAAAUUUGGAAAAAAGAGAAAUUUUGAGAAGAAAGAGCAAUCCUGACAUUCCCAGUAAUUAUGUCACUGUCAUUGAAGUAACUGGCAGCAGCAAAAAAGAAAAAGUUGAACGGGAUGACGAAGAAGACGAAGAUGAGAAUGAAAACGAAAAAGAAGCUGAAAAAAUAACCAACGAGGAUGGUGGCGAAGAUGGAGAUGCGGAAGCUUCGGAAGAAGAACCAUAUUACGAUUCCGUAGCUCUUGAUCAAACUGGCGAAUACGUAUAUAUCGACGCGCGUAUUCCGAUCGUAACAAAUAAUAAUGGUAACAGCGCAAUUGGUAUCGGUGGCAAUAGCAACAGUAAAAUAAUCGCUAACAACAGCAAUAACGUCAGAACACCGAUUAGAAGGCCACCAUCGCUUCCAGACUCACCGGGAAAUCGUAGCAAUUACGUCAAUAUCGAUUAUUUCAUACAGCAUAGAGCUGCGAUUGACAGUGAAGAUGAGGAGGGAGCGAGUCCAGCACCGACGAUUCUUUUGAGGGCACUGAGUACCGAUAACGAGACUGGAAGCAGCGAUGCCGAGCCACUGAGUCUCAGCGAAGGCAGCUUGGAAUCACCGACUCCCACAACUCCACGUAGACAACAGGAUAAGGACAAAGAAAGUCGCGACGAUGAUAGAACGACUAUGGUCAAGUGUAUUGUAAAUUCCGUCGUCGAGAGCGAAACCGUUUACGUUGAAUGUUUGACUGUUAUGCUACAGUACAUGAAAGCCAUCAGAGCUACUUUAACAACUUCGCAGCCGGUUAUUUCGGAAGAAGAAUUUGGUACGAUGUUUUACAAAAUUCCGGAACUUCACGGUUUGCAUCAAAACUUUUUGGACGAUUUGAGUCUCAAGUUAGAGGCGUGGGACGGUAAAACAACAAUCGGUGAACAAUUCAAGGUAAUGGCCAGCAAUAUUGGGCUUUAUGGUGCCUUUUUGCAUAAUUAUGCUCGUGCCACGGACACAGUGCGACGGUGCUCAGCUCACUCGACACAAUUUGGAGAAAUUACGAGAGACAUAAGACUCAGAGGAUUUCCAAAAGGACCUGGAUUAUCCUUAGAAGAUUUGUUGCACAAACCAGUCGCAAGAGUUCAAAAAAAUGCUCUCGUAUUACACGAUCUCUUGAAGCACACACCUAUCAAUCAUGCUGAUCAUGCGCCACUUUCUGAAGCUCUUGCUAUGACGAGAAAUUUUUUGGACGAAUUCAAUAUUAUACAAACAAAAUCAAUGUUUCCGAGUCACGAUAGAGCACAAAGACGAUUAGUAAAAAACUCAUUCGUUGUUGAAUUGUCGGAUGGUCAUCGUAAGUUGAGACACCUUUUUCUCUUCAAUGACGUGAUCGCGUGUGCCAAGUACAAAGCUUCGGGAAGGGACAAAUUUACUUUCGAACUCAAAUGGUACGUCCCUGUUGCUGAGGCAAGUGUUUCUGAUGGAAUGGAUGGAAUCGAGCCCAGGGAAGCCAGUCCAGCGAAUGUUGUAUCGUUAAGAUCGCAGGCUUGUACAGUCCGGGAUCAAAUAUUAUGGGAAGAGCGAAACGAUGAGAAGCGUACGAGACUUGGCGGUAGAGUGUCUGAAAAAAAUCGCAAAAAAUUGGCCGAGCUAGAGGCUCAAUUGGUUCUGGCAUCGCCAAAUUUGGUACUCCGAGUUUCACACAAGAGUCAAAAUCGUAUUCAUAAUUCUUACACGUUUUUCUUGUCGAGUGAAUUCGAGAGAUGUCAAUGGGUCGAAGCAGUCGAUGCUCUUCAGCAGGGAGGACAACCACCCGGACCGCUUCCUCUUUCGAUGUACGAACUUCAGGCUUGGGUCACAGCGUGUCGAACAUAUUUGCAGACCGACAUGGGCAGCUAUCUCUUAAGGUCAGGUCGCGACGAGAGUCUUUUGCUUGGCGAUUUACACCUCACUCUCGUUGGAUUGACACCGCCAGGUCUCGAUCGUCCUGGCGACCUCUACGUUAUUGUUGAGGUUGACAGUUACGGUCACUAUUUCAAGAGAGCUAAGAGCCGCAUCGCCAGAGGACAAGCACCUACAUGGGGAGAAACGUUCGUUGUCGAGUUGGAGGGGAGUCAAAAUGUGCGGAUACUCUUAUACGAGGAGUGUGGUGGCACCCGUUCGGUAUUACGUGGAAAAUGCACGCAACGUUUGAGCAGAUCGUGGCUCCAGUCUGAACAAGUUGAAAGAAGCUUAAAUCUUGGACCAGCGAGUCUUGAUGUUGCUCUUAGAUUCGUCCCUAGUGAAGUUACACUUCGACGAGUUCCCUCGGCAAAACCGCAAGGAUUAUUCGGUGCAAAAAUUCAACAAGUUUGCAAGAGAGAAAAACGUGACGUUCCAUUCAUCGUGACAGCGUGCGUACGCGAAGUUGAAAGACGAGGUGUCGCUGAGGUCGGGCUUUAUCGCGUUUCGGGCUCAGCCUCAGAUCUCGCGAAAUUACGGAAGUCUUUCGAGAGCAAUUCUUACGAAGCGGAGCAAUUGUUAAAAGAGGUCGACGUGCAUUCAGUGACAGGCGUUUUGAAGCUGUAUUUACGCGAAAUGCCUGAAGCCCUUUUUACCGACGCAUUUUAUCCUGCAUUCGUGGAAGCAUUUCAGGGCAGCAGCGACUCAAAUCGGGCGGUAGCACUUCGUCGCGUAUACGAGUGUCUUCCGGCUGUAAACAAAGCUGUAAUUGAUUUUAUAUUGUCGCAUUUGAUACGGGUGAACAAGCAUGAGGCACAGAACAAAAUGUCGUUACACAAUCUUGCCACAGUCUUCGGCCCGACCCUGCUUAGGCCGGGCACGUCUAAUUCCUCGCGUUCGAAUUCCGAUCCUAAAAGUCGCGAUCCAUUGGCAGCUGGUACGGUCGACGUAAUGGCGCAGGCCGGAAUUUUGUACUGUUUUUUACAAAUGAAUAUUCAACAGAACAAUCGAUCACUCUAAUCUAGUCGGAAGUGGCCACGGGAAAGUUGAACAAUAAAAGAGUAAGAGAUGAAGAAUGACAAGAAGAAAAAACACGCCACGAUUGCUACAAAAAUUAUACAAAAAUACACGGAAAAAUGAAAAUAGAAAACAAAAAACGGAACGGCAAAACAGUAACUAAAAUUGAAGACUGCACAAUUUCAAAAAGGACCGAGGGCCCCGAAAUUAUUGACAAUAUCGAAUCAGCCGGAUCUCUUGACGGGUCUGGAACAAAAGAAACUAACAGAGGAAAAAACGUUUGAAAUUAAAUUUUUUAAAGUUUAACGAAAGACGGAAAAAAAGAGACCGGGAAUAAUUUUUAUGUUCUUUCCCGGUGGUCCAUAGUUUUUUAAUAAUAAUAUAAACGAAUAGAUAUGGAUAUGGUAAAGCGAGAAGACUCAGCGUUUCUUGUAUUCUACCAGAAUUAGCCAAUUUCAAUCGCUAAAAAGUAAUCCAAUUCUCGCUGUCUUUGUUCUUGCUGUCUUUAUUGCAAUACCGAUGUUCUUCGAAUACUCGUUACGAUUCUCAUGUAUUUUCGCAUAAAUUUACACAAUUCAACAUUCAACAAUCGAAGUAACUCCAUUAUUCCGUCGUGGACAUUCAAAUAUUUCAAUAACGUCCGAAUUUCUUUAUCGCCUUAAAUGUUCAAGGAAAAUCUUUUUUUUAUCGAUAUUAAAAAAGUAACUAUGAAUAGCGAGAUUAUUUCAUAAAGUAAUUUAAUCGAAGAUUCAAAUUCCUGUAUAACAAAUAAUCGACGGAGCUUUAUUACACAUAUAAUCUCGCAUUGAAAUCGAACAAAGGUGAAAGAAAAAAAAACAAACAAACCAGUGUGUUCCUAUGACGAAAGCACGAAAUUUCGAAUUUCGUUUUUUGUAUUUUUUAUUAUUAUUCCUGUUCGCAAGGGAAGGGAAAUGCGAAAAAAAUUGCGGUACGAUGCUCAGCUUUUUUACAUUUUUAUAUAUGUAUAGACACACACACACAAACACACAUAUAUAUAUAUAUAUAUCGUAUCUUAUUAUCUUUAUAUCCAUACAUAACUUUUAGGAUGAUUUUUUUUUUAUAACGACAUUGGAAAUCGUCAGCACUGACUUUCACAACUUUUGUACAUUCAUACACGACAUGUAAAGACGAUAAAGGAAAGAUAAACGAUGACAUACGUCUAUUAUAAAUUGUA
This is a messenger RNA of Venturia canescens, 5794 nucleotides long. It is a transcript of the gene RhoGAP1A, whose product is annotated as active breakpoint cluster region-related protein. Gene Ontology annotation, molecular function: guanyl-nucleotide exchange factor activity; GTPase activator activity. Gene Ontology annotation, biological process: intracellular signal transduction; positive regulation of GTPase activity. Bases 1201 to 4602 code for a protein of 1133 amino acids. NCBI's taxonomy places the organism in Eukaryota, Metazoa, Arthropoda, Insecta, Hymenoptera, Ichneumonidae. Gene Ontology annotation, cellular component: membrane. The record is from RefSeq and is a predicted model, not a curated record. The transcript is spliced from 13 exons.